AUGAGUAGACGUAAUUUUUGGUGGAUUUUUAUUUUGAUUGAUUGGAUAACGAUAUUAUCUGCAAUAUUUGGUGGUUGCUGCUCUAAUGCAUGGUCAUUGGAGUCUAUAAUGCGUAAAAGUCCAGAUUGUGGUAUCCUACUAACGUUUGCUCAAUUUGCGGCUGUUACCGUCUAUCACCUUCCACAUUUCCUUACAUUAUCCAGCAGUUGGAGUCUGCGGUUUAAGGCACGGCAAGUACCCUUAUAUGAUUGGGCAUUUAUCGUAUCUGGAUUUAUCGCUGUCAAUUUACUCAAUAAUUUUGCUUUCAAGUUUAAGAUACCACUUCCCCUACAUAUCGUCUUUCGUUCAUCAGGUUUAUGCGUAUCAAUGUUACUUGGCUUUUUUGUUCUCAGAAGGAGAUACACGCUUACACAGAUAGUCUGCGUCGCUGUUGUUACAGCUGGUACAUUAAUUACUACCGCAUACUCCCCACAAACAGGCUCAGAAGUUGCAAGUGAGCACUCACCACUUGAUUUCGACUUUAGUUGGGAUUACGUAGUCGGAAUUUCUAUGCUCGCAUUGGCACUAAUUUUGUCAGGAUUCAUGGGCAUCAAUCAAGAAAAGCUCUAUGCAAAGUAUGGUUCACAUACUUGGCCAGAGAUGCUGUUCUACAGUCAUAGUCUCGCCAUGCCACUCAUUCCAUUCUUUUUACCAAAUAUUAUACCACAAUUGAGGUACUUCAACAAGUCAACGAAAGUUCAACUUGGGGAGUCUACUAUUGGUAUACCAGAGAUGCAUAUCCUCCUAGUAGCGAAUGUUUUCACUCAAUUCCUCUGUAUCACAGGUGUAAAUAAGUUAACAGCGAAAGUAUCAAACUUAUCAGUCAACUUGAUAUUAACGGUCAGGAAAGCCAUUUCAUUGGUCUUUAGCAUAUGGUGGUAUGGUAAUAGCUGGAAUAACGAAAUGACAGUUGGUACGCUGGCCGUAUUGGUAUGUCUCUCUUUGUUAAAUGAUGACGUAUAG
This is a messenger RNA of Wallemia mellicola CBS 633.66, 1002 nucleotides long. Its product is annotated as UDP-xylose and UDP-N-acetylglucosamine transporter. The transcript has 5 exons. The record is from RefSeq and is a predicted model, not a curated record. Lineage: Eukaryota; Fungi; Basidiomycota; Wallemiomycetes; Wallemiales; Wallemiaceae. Bases 1 to 1002 code for a protein of 333 amino acids. Gene Ontology annotation, biological process: transmembrane transport. Gene Ontology annotation, molecular function: UDP-N-acetylglucosamine transmembrane transporter activity. Gene Ontology annotation, cellular component: endoplasmic reticulum membrane; Golgi membrane.